Molecule: messenger RNA, 772 nt
Organism: Prorocentrum cordatum
Lineage: Eukaryota; Dinophyceae; Prorocentrales; Prorocentraceae
Source: the annotation of a GenBank genome assembly
CCCUCGGUGAGCUCAUGGGGGACGGCAUCGCAGGGGCCGACAGGUAGACGGGACCGACGACUACUCGCCAGACCCCGAGAUCAUGGCCAAGAUCGACAAGCUGAUACAGGACAUCCUGGCCGCCAGGAGGGCAGCCGAGGCGGCGGAGCGGAGGGCGAAAGAGGCGCGCCGCAGGCUGGAGCAGAGCGGUAACGAGGAGGAGCGGAAGGAGGCGGAGGCCGCCGUGGAGGAGGCUGAUGAGGAGCUGGACCGGGCCAAGGACGACCUCGCCGACGCGAAGGCGGGCAUUUCCACAGCGGAAGAUAAGAUGGACGACGGGGAGGACGACGGAGACGAUGUCCCCGACGCCGACAGGCAGCAGGUCGCCGAGAUGAAGGAUUUGGUCAGUGAGCAGGACGACGCCAUUGAGGAGGUCGAGGACGAGUUGCAGAAAACAAAAAAAGGCCUGGCAUCCACGCCACCGCCACCGCCCGCCAACGCCUCUGCGAAGGUCCCGGCCUGUGUGCCCGAGAGGGAGGCCAAGGCGGAGUGCACCUGCGGGAACGAGACGUGCCACAGCGGGGAGCGGUGCUACAUGGCCGGUGGCUGGGCCCCAGGGUCGUCCGGCGUAGGCCAUUGCGCGACGGGCCCUCCGGCGUGCCUGGACGGCCAGAUCUCGAUGAAGGAGUGCCAGUGCGGCAAGGGCGGCGCCGUGUGCCGCGCGAGGGAGAUGUGCAGCCUGUCCGAGGGCACGUGCGCCGAGGUGGGCCUGUGCGUCGACGGGGGGGCGCCC